AUGCCCGGCCCCUGCGCCGGUCGAGAUCUCGGAGCGCAGCAGCGGAGCAGUGAGCGCCGAAAGCAUGGCCGCGGGGCCCGGCUGCCGGCUGAGUCCCCUUCUCCUGGUGUCGCUGUGGGGGCUCUCGGCUUCGCCUGCCUCCGCCUUGCAGCCUUCCUCCUCCGGCGCCUGGGCCAGCACGUGCAGCAGUUCCAGGAGCGCUCGAGCCCGGACCCAGGCCCUGGCCUGGGCGCGCCGGUCCUCCCCAAGGCGGGGUGGCCUCAGCAGCCCCUGGACCCCUUCAACGCGACCGAUGGCAGGUCCUUCCUGCAGCGGUACUGGGUGAAUGCGCAGCACUGGGCCGGCCAGGACGCACCUGUGUUCCUGCACCUGGGGGGCGAGGGCGGCCUGGGCCCUGGCUCCGUGAUGAGAGGGCACCCGGCGGCCCUGGCCCCAGCCUGGGGGGCCCUGGUGAUAAGCCUGGAGCACAGGUUCUACGGGCUGAGCGUCCCUGCUGGGGGUCUGGGCCUGGCCCAGCUGCGCUUCCUGUCCAGCCGCCAUGCGUUGGCUGACGCCGCCUCUGCCCGGCUGGAACUCUCCCGCCUGCUCAAUGUCUCGGCCUCCAGCCCCUGGAUCUGCUUCGGAGGCUCCUAUGCCGGUUCCUUGGCCGCCUGGGCCCGGCUGAAGUUCCCCCAUCUCGUGUCCGCCUCGGUCGCCUCCUCGGCCCCGGUGCGGGCCGUGCUGGACUUCUCUGCGUACAACGAGGUGGUGUCCCGAAGCCUGACGAGCACGGCGAUUGGCGGGUCCCUGCAGGUAGGGGUGGAGCCCAGUCCCGCGCACAGCGAGAGAGGCCUUGGACGAGGGUCAAGACAGGGGCGGAGCCUGCGAGAUGGGGGCAUGGUCAUGCGCAGCCUGUGCCUGAGGUGUUUCAGCGUGUCCCGAGCAGAGACAGUGGCGCAGCUGAGGGCCACAGAGCCCCAGGCGGCCGUCGUGGGUGACCGGCAGUGGCUGUACCAGACGUGUACCGAGUUCGGCUUCUACGUCACCUGUGAGCAUCCACGGUGUCCUCUCUCCCAGCUCCCAGCCCUGCCCUCCCAGCUAGCUCUGUGCGAGCAGGUGUUCGGGCUGUCGGCGACAUCUGUAGCUCAAGCUGUGGCUCAGACAAACUCCUACUACGGGGGCCAGACCCCAGAGGCCACCCGGGUGCUGUUCGUGAAUGGGGACACAGACCCCUGGCAUGUGCUAAGUGUCACCCAGACCUUGGGACCCUCGGAGCCAGCCCUCCUCAUCCCUAGUGCCUCACACUGCUCAGACAUGGCGCCUGCGAGGCCCUCAGACCCCCCCAGCCUCCUCCUGGGGCGCCAGAACAUCUCCCAGCAGCUGCGGACCUGGCUCUGGGCAGCCAAGGACAGCCAGGUGAGAAGUGGGGUCUGAGCCAGCACGGCCCUGGGCCCAGCACUGUUCUGCAGAACCUCCUGUGUCUGCCAGCACCCAUGCCCUGCCGAAGACUGCGA
Messenger RNA from Tupaia belangeri chinensis (Chinese tree shrew), 1493 nucleotides. RefSeq names its product serine protease 16 (gene PRSS16). Lineage: Eukaryota; Metazoa; Chordata; Mammalia; Scandentia; Tupaiidae. The record is from RefSeq and is a predicted model, not a curated record. The coding region runs from base 1 to 1413 and encodes 470 amino acids. The transcript has 11 exons. Gene Ontology annotation, molecular function: dipeptidyl-peptidase activity; serine-type exopeptidase activity. Gene Ontology annotation, cellular component: endosome; lysosome. Gene Ontology annotation, biological process: proteolysis.